CUUGUUCUCUCUUGAAAUCACACUGACCUCACUUCAGUUCCACUCAAUCUCCACCACCGAUUUCUACAAACCAAAAUCUUUGUACAAACUUCAUAAUGGGUGUCCUUGAGCAACUUAGCCGCAAGUCCGGCGUCAUUGUCGGUGACGAUGUCCUCCGUCUCUUUGAGUACGCUAAGCAGAACGGCUUCGCCAUUCCCGCCAUUAACGUCACCUCCUCUUCCACUGUUGUCGCUUCCCUCGAGGCUGCUCGUGACCAGCAGUGCCCUGUUAUUCUGCAGUGCUCCCAGGGUGGUGCCGCUUACUUCGCCGGUAAGGGUGUGAGCAACGAGGGCCAGAAGGCCUCCAUUGCUGGUGCCAUCGCCGCUGCCCACUACAUCCGUAGCGUGGCCCCCGCCUACGGCAUCCCCGUCAUCCUUCACACUGAUCACUGCGCCAAGAAGCUCCUCCCUUGGCUCGAUGGCAUGCUCGAUGCCGACGAGGCUUACUUCAAGCUGCACAACGAGCCUCUCUUCUCCUCCCACAUGAUUGAUUUGUCCGAGGAGCCCGUCGACUACAACAUCAACACCACCGCCGCCUACCUUAAGCGCGCUGCCCCCAUGAAGCAGUGGCUCGAGAUGGAGAUCGGUAUCACCGGUGGUGAGGAGGACGGUGUCAACAACGAGUCUGUUGACAACAACUCCCUCUACACCCAGCCCGAGGACAUCCUGGCCAUCCGUAACGCCCUUGCCCCCAUCAGCCCCUACUUCUCCAUUGCCGCUGGCUUCGGUAACUGCCACGGUGUCUACAAGCCCGGCAACGUCAAGCUCCACCCCGAGCUCCUCUCCAAGCACCAGAAGUACGUCAAGGAGCAGAUCGGCUCUUCCGACGACAAGCCCGUCUUCUUCGUCUUCCACGGUGGCUCCGGCUCCUCCAAGGCCGAGUUCAAGGAGGCCAUCAGCUACGGUGUCGUCAAGGUCAACGUCGACACUGACAUGCAGUACGCUUACCUCACUGGUGUCCGUGACUUCGUCCUCAACAAGAAGGACUACCUCAUGUCCCCGGUUGGUAACCCCGACGGUGCUGAUAAGCCCAACAAGAAGUUCUUCGAUCCCCGCGUCUGGGUUCGCGAGGGUGAGAAGACCAUGGUGCUGCGUGUUAAGGAGGCCCUUGAGGACUUCAACACUGCUGGCCAGCUGUAA
This is a messenger RNA of Penicillium vulpinum, 1178 nucleotides long. Its product is annotated as fructose-bisphosphate aldolase FBA1. Gene Ontology annotation, molecular function: fructose-bisphosphate aldolase activity; zinc ion binding. The transcript has 4 exons. Gene Ontology annotation, cellular component: cytosol. Bases 96 to 1178 code for a protein of 360 amino acids. Gene Ontology annotation, biological process: gluconeogenesis; glycolytic process. Lineage: Eukaryota; Fungi; Ascomycota; Eurotiomycetes; Eurotiales; Aspergillaceae. The record is from RefSeq and is a predicted model, not a curated record.